Messenger RNA from Macrobrachium nipponense, 1039 nucleotides. Its product is annotated as calcium-activated chloride channel regulator 1-like. The record is from RefSeq and is a predicted model, not a curated record. The transcript is spliced from 4 exons. Lineage: Eukaryota; Metazoa; Arthropoda; Malacostraca; Decapoda; Palaemonidae. The coding region runs from base 386 to 1021 and encodes 211 amino acids.
UUUGUUAUCUCUUGAUGAGUUCAGUUUGAAACCCCGUUGUGUGCGUACCAUUCGCCCUCUGUUGGUUCUUGCAGUGCAUUCUUUCUGUGUCCCCUUCUUGGAUAAUAACUUCGAAUUUUUUCCCCCACAUACAGAAGUUGUGUGAAGCAUUCCAGACGCAUUUGCUGCGACGAAAAAAGACAAGGCAUAUGAAGGCAUGAGAAUCCAGUGUCACUGUUUGAUAGGCGCGAACUUUUGAGAGAAGAGAAGCUAAUUAUUUCCCCCUUCUUCUUUCUUUUGUGAAAAGGAUUAAUGGUUGGAAGCCUUGGUUUAACCAUUAAUCUAAGAAUUAGAACCAACAACUGGUGUGGCAAAUUUUAGGAAAGUAGACCGGGACAGAGGAAAAAUGGGGUUGAAGACCAUGUAUGGUGGUUUGCUGAAGACGCUUUUCAUUCUAGUGCUGCUUCUUCAGGAAGGGAGAUCCCUGGACAUCGUCGUCACGAACGGGGCCUACAGCAAUGUUGUGGUCGCCAUAGGGGAUGAUUUGGAUGAAAGCAGCUGCAAGAUUUACGUCGAUAACAUCGAGGCAAUGAUUAACAGUGCAUCACUUGUGUUAUACUCAGCAACAAAAGAGAGGUUGUUUUUUUCUUCAGUUACAAUACUGAUCCCUAACAAUUGGACAUCUUGCGGGCCAGUGAAAAUAGAUCCAAAUGUAGACCAACUUACCUUUGAAGAGUCCCACAUUAGAGUUCACUCCCCCCAUCCUUUCUUUGGGAACAAUCCUUGGACACAGCAGCCACGGGGAUGCGGUGAUCCUGGAGAGUACAUAUAUUUUUCCCAUGAUUUUCUGUCUGAAGAAUCACCAAAAUUGGGAUCACAAGGCUCUGUCCUUGUUCAUGAGUGGGCCAAGUUCCGUUGGGGUGUUUUUGAAGAAUAUGGCCAUGUUGGUGAUAGCAUUUUCCCACCAGCAUACCACACCUCUGCAACAGAUUGGCAGCCUAAUUAUUGUACAGAUGGCACUGUAAAUGUAAAUUAUCAGUAAGUGGUUUAUAGUUCGAAA